AUGGCAGCAAGCACCUCUACCGGUCCCGUCACCGAAUUCGUCACCUUGACCCUCAACGGGGAGUCGUACGAGGGACAGGAGACCCUCCUCUCCGAAUCUGUGUUCGAGAACCCCCCACGCUCCGGCUACUGGGGCCUUCAGCAUGAGGACCAGACAAAGCUCCACUGGGUGAUGAGUACCCCCCGCUUCCCGCCGCAAAUUAUCGCAACAAGGCUAACGAUCUCAGCACAUCAGCUGGAACAAACUCUCGGACCACGUCGCCUUCACCCAGUCCGAGGGCUACAAGCCCUUCGUCGGGAAGAUCAAGUGGGCCGCCAGGGACGGCACCAAGAUCGUGCACGCCGAGCUCCACCCCGACAACCCGCAGAUCGACGAGGCACCCGUCAGCGAGUGGUGCACCAUCACGCUCUCGGAGGGCACCACCAGGGAGGAAUUCCUGGCAAACUUCAAGGAGUUCGAGAAGGGGUUGAAGGGGGAGGGGUAUAGGUGGCAUUCGGCUGGAUGGGUUGUCGAGAAUCCCAGGGAUUACUUGUUGCUCAUUGGGUGGGAUAGCGUGAAGGCUCAUGCCGACUGGCGUGCCAGCGAGAUUGGUCAGACCGCUGUUGGGCACUUGAAGAAGGGAGUCGACGAUAUCCACAUGAUCCAUGUCAAGAAUGGAGGAAAGUUCCAUUAA
Tuber aestivum (summer truffle) is the source of this 673-nucleotide messenger RNA. NCBI's taxonomy places the organism in Eukaryota, Fungi, Ascomycota, Pezizomycetes, Pezizales, Tuberaceae. The record is from the annotation of a GenBank genome assembly.